CGGCAAAAUUGAAAAAUGGCAGAAAUUGAAUUAAAUAAUAAGAAAUGGGGUCAUUUGAAAAAGAUCCUUGAACGUAGUGGACCCUUUGACACUGUCAAUUUCACACCAUCACCAAGUAAUCUUGAGUUUUUGAUGACAAGUUGCAAAAUCCUUGUAAUCGGAGCUGGUGGCUUGGGUUGCGAACUAUUGAAAGAUCUUGCCAUGAUGGGUUUUAAAAACAUUGACGUUAUUGACAUGGAUACUAUUGAAUUAUCCAAUUUAAAUCGUCAAUUUUUGUUUCGUCGUAAAGAUAUUGGAGCAUCUAAAGCGCAAGUAGCAGCUGAAUUUAUCAACAACAGGAUUCCUGGUACAAAAGUCACUCCACACUUUUGUAAAAUACAAGACUAUGAUGACUCUUUUUAUCAGGAUUUUCAUAUUAUUGUUAGUGGAUUAGAUUCAAUUGUCGCUAGACGUUGGAUUAAUGGAAUGUUGAUCUCAAUGUUACGCUAUGAAGACGACGGUUCCUUAGAUCAGACAUCUAUCAUUCCUUUAAUUGAUGGUGGUACAGAAGGGUUCAAAGGGAACGCUCGUGUCAUUCUUCCUGGUAUGACUGCCUGCAUAGACUGCACUUUGGAUCUUUUUCCACCUCAAAUUUCUUAUCCUUUAUGUACGAUCGCUAACACUCCCCGUUUGCCUGAACAUUGUAUUGAAUAUGUCAAGAUUAUACAAUGGGAUAAAGAGAAUCCAUUCAAAUGUGCUUUAGAUGGUGACGAUCCUGAACAUGUCACUUGGGUCUAUGAAAAAGCUCAAGAUCGUGCAAAUUGCUUUAACAUCACGGGAUUGUCAUAUCGAUUGGUUCAAGGAGUUCUUAAGCAUAUCAUUCCAGCUGUAUCAUCAACGAAUUCAGUUAUAGCUGCUGUCUGUGCUACUGAAGUGUUUAAGAUUGCAACCAGCUGUUAUGAGCCGUUGAAUAAUUAUUUGGUUUUUAAUGAUAUUGAUGGAAUUUACACGUAUAAGUAUGAAGCAGAAAAGAAAAGUGAUUGCCUUGCUUGCAGCUCAAUUCCUAAAGUUAUCUCAAUUAAUAAUCCCAGCUCAAUGACACUUCAAGAUCUUAUCGAUUAUCUUUGUGAUAGUUCCGAAUUUCAAUUGAAAAAUCCAGCUUUGACUACAAGUAUCGAUGGUAAAAAUAAAACACUUUACAUGUCAGCUGUUAAAAGUAUUGAAGAACAAACUCGAGGAAACUUAACACAAUCGUUGCAUGAACUCAAUUUAGUUGACGGUCAACAAUUAAUGGUUGCUGAUGCAACAAAUCCAAACACAAUUGUAGUAAAGUUGAAAUUCACUGCAAAUGAAGUUGAAAUCUUUUUUGUCACUGGUGCACAAGCUAAGCAUUUAAACUCCGAGGAAGCAUCACCGCAAAAUGUAAUUGAUGGAUUACAAAAGCAGCCAACGCAAACAAUUUUCUUCAAAACUUAUCCAGUUAGACGGAUGAAACCUUUAAAUUCAUUUGGAGGUUACAAAAGAAAUUUUAAACCCUCCGAACUUGACAUUUCUGACGAUGCAAUCAACGAAAUUGAAAAACGUUUCGAUGAUUAUGGACAUUUAAGGUUUGGCAAACGAGGUGGCGGUGAAGGAGAUGGGUUCGAUGACUAUGGUCACAUGCGUUUUGGAAGAUAAGUUGACAUCUCUCAUAAACAUCAAAGUGAAUGAUGAAUGGCUGUAAAUUAUUCAAUUUGAUGAACAUUUCAAAAUGACACGACACAUUCUUUAUUAUCCAUUUCGCGACCUAAUGACAUGAAAUCAGAAGUUACAUAAUAAUUGUUUAAAUGUUUGAAAUUAUUGAGAAGAGAAAGAAAAAAAGAAAUAAAUCAGUUCUGAUAUUCUCAUUUGAAUUAUUUGCAU
Molecule: messenger RNA, 1881 nt
Organism: Clunio marinus
Lineage: Eukaryota; Metazoa; Arthropoda; Insecta; Diptera; Chironomidae
Source: the annotation of a GenBank genome assembly